Molecule: messenger RNA, 1947 nt
Organism: Acaromyces ingoldii
Lineage: Eukaryota; Fungi; Basidiomycota; Exobasidiomycetes; Exobasidiales; Cryptobasidiaceae
Product: asparaginyl-tRNA synthetase
Exons: 4
Coding region: 62-1810 (582 amino acids)
Biological process (GO): asparaginyl-tRNA aminoacylation
Cellular component (GO): cytoplasm
Molecular function (GO): nucleic acid binding; asparagine-tRNA ligase activity; ATP binding
Source: RefSeq, a predicted model, not a curated record
AUCUUCCUCGCAUCGUUGUCCUUCUCAGCACCUUCCAAAGACGAGGAGAAAGAGAGUGAGCAUGUCUUCCAUCAAGGACUCGCUGCACCAUGCUGUGGAGAGCCUCCACAUCUCCGGCGGAAGCGGCGGCCAAAAGGGCCCGCAAGUCUACGUCGACGAGGCAAAGGGGUCAGACACGACCGGAAAGGGGACAAAGGAAGCCCCCUAUGCCACGACGGUGGGUGCGAUGCUGGCGCUGGGAAGCGAGAUCUCGCUCUUUGUCAAAAAGUCAGGCGCCGAGGGGGACAAGGAAGAGGGAGGCGCCGAUGCCGAUGGCUAUGCACCCAUCUCCGGUGCCGGUCUGAAGAGGGCAAAGAAGGGCCUGGAGGCUGCGCAGAAGAAGAAGAAGAAGCAGGAAGAGGCUAGCUCCAAGACCCAAGACGCAGAGGAGACGGACGCAAAGAAGCUCGAGGAGAGCAAGAGCAUUGUCCUCGAAGAGCCAAAGGGCGAUUACCAAAAGAUCAAGAUCCGCCAGGGCAUUGAGACGCGAGACAAGCCGGUCAAGGUGCAGGGCUGGGUUCACCGACUGCGAUCGCAAAAGGGCCUCAUGUUCAUCGUCCUCCGAGACGGCACCGGGUUCUUGCAGUGUGUUCUGACGGGCAAGAACGUGCAGACGUUUGAUGCCCUUACAUUGACGCUCGAGAGCACCGUCGAGAUCAAGGGAACAAUCAAGGCCCUGCCCGAGGGCAAGUCGGCCCCGGACAACCACGAGCUCGUGGCCGACUGGUGGCGAUGCGUGGGCAAGGCACCCGGCGGAGAGGACGCAUUCACCAACAAGGUCAGCGAGGGUGCCGACCCGUCCAUUCUCGCCGACUCCCGCCACCUUGUCCUCCGUGGCGAGACGGCCUCGGCUGUGCUCAAGGUGCGCGCUGCUGUCCUGAGCGCGUUCCGGGAAGAGUAUGCGAGCAUGAACAUGCUCGAGGUGACGCCGCCGUGCAUGGUCCAGACGCAGGUCGAGGGUGGCAGCACACUCUUUGCAUUCGACUACUACGGACAAAAGGCCUACCUGACGCAGAGCAGCCAGCUGUACCUUGAGACGUGCCUUCCUUCGCUGGGCGACGUCUUCUGCGUCCAAGAGAGCUUCCGUGCCGAGAAGAGCCACACGCGACGCCACCUCAGCGAGUACACCCACCUCGAGGCCGAGCUGGGCUUCCUCGACUUUGACGAGCUCCUCGCCCACCUCGAGCAGCUGAUCUGCGGCACCAUCGAUCGCGUCCUGGCCAACGAGGCAUCGGCAGCGCUCCUGCAGCAGCUCAACCCGUCGUUCCAGAAGCCAACGCGGCCGUUCCGGCGGAUGGACUACCGCGAUGCCAUUGCCUGGCUCAAGGAGCACGACGUCAAGACGGACGAGGGCAAGGACCACGAAGUGGGCGACGACAUUGCCGAGGCGGCCGAGCGCAAGAUGACCGACGAGCUCAACGUGCCCAUCUUCCUCAUCAAGUUCCCCCGCGAGAUCAAGGCCUUCUACAUGAAGCGUUGUCCCGGCGACGAGCGAUUCACCGAGUCCGUCGACGUCCUCAUGCCGGGCGUGGGCGAGAUUGUGGGCGGGAGCAUGAGGAUGAGCGACUCAAAGGAGCUCUUUGACGCAUACAAGCACGAGGGUAUGGACCCCUCGCCCUACUACUGGUACACUGACCAGCGCAAAUACGGCACGUGCGAACACGGAGGGUACGGCCUGGGCGUCGAGCGCUUCCUGGCGUGGAUGACGAACCGGUGGACGGUGCGGGAAUGCUCGCUCUAUCCCCGGUGGACUGGCCGAUGCACGCCGUGAUUUUGUCACGCUAAGCGUGCCGGGAUCGGACAGAGCGACAGAGACCACUGGGAGAAAGAUGCUUAAUAGAGGUGGCGCAUUUGUCUGAAAGUGAAAGAAACACGACUGAGAAAUGAAUGAAUGGUACACGAAACGGC